This is a messenger RNA of Vombatus ursinus (common wombat), 3422 nucleotides long. It is a transcript of the gene RNF121, whose product is annotated as ring finger protein 121. Gene Ontology annotation, cellular component: Golgi membrane; endoplasmic reticulum membrane. The transcript has 9 exons. Gene Ontology annotation, molecular function: ubiquitin protein ligase activity; metal ion binding. NCBI's taxonomy places the organism in Eukaryota, Metazoa, Chordata, Mammalia, Diprotodontia, Vombatidae. The record is from RefSeq and is a predicted model, not a curated record. Bases 5 to 985 code for a protein of 326 amino acids.
GAAGAUGGCGGCGGUGGUGGAGGUGGAGGUUGGAGGUGCCGCCGGCGAACGGGACCUGGAGGAGGUUGAUCUUUCAGACCUGUCCCCUGAGGAACGAUGGAGGAUCGAGCACGCACGGAUGCACGCCAAGCACCGUGGCCACGAGGCCAUGCAUGCAGAGAUGGUCCUCAUCCUCAUCGCCACCCUGGUGGUGGCACAGCUGCUCUUGGUGCAAUGGAAGCAGAGGCAUCCACGAUCCUAUAAUAUGGUGACCCUCUUUCAGAUGUGGGUUGUCCCCCUCUAUUUCACAGUGAAGCUACACUGGUGGAGGUUCCUAGUGAUCUGGGUCCUGUUCUCUGCUGUUACCGCCUUUGUUACUUUCCGAGCUACUCGAAAACCUUUGGUGCAGACAACCCCGAGGCUGGUUUAUAAGUGGUUCUUGCUAAUAUACAAAAUCAGCUAUGCCACUGGAAUCGUCGGCUACAUGGCUGUGAUGUUCACUCUCUUUGGGAUUAACUUGUUAUUCAGAGUCAAACCAGAAGACGCAAUGGAUUUUGGGAUCUCCCUCCUGUUUUAUGGCCUUUACUAUGGAGUCCUUGAGCGAGACUUUGCGGAAAUGUGUGCAGACUACAUGGCUUCCACAAUAGGAUUCUACAGUGCAUCAGGGAUGCCUACCAAGCAUCUGUCAGACAGUGUCUGUGCAGUGUGUGGCCAGCGGAUCUUCGUGGAUGUCAAUGAAGAGGGAAUCAUUGAGAACACAUACAGACUGUCCUGCAAUCAUGUAUUUCACGAGUUCUGCAUCCGUGGAUGGUGUAUCGUGGGAAAGAAGCAGACAUGUCCUUACUGCAAAGAGAAGGUGGAUCUCAAGCGGAUGUUCAGUAACCCAUGGGAGCGGCCUCACGUCAUGUAUGGACAGCUGCUUGACUGGCUCCGCUACCUUGUGGCCUGGCAGCCGGUCAUCAUCGGGCUGGUACAAGGAAUCAACUAUACCCUGGGUCUGGAGUAACUCCAUGGAGCAGAAGGGAAGUCGGGGCACAGGGGUCUGUGGCCAGCAGCCCGAGGCCCAAGGCCCUGGGCCACACCAGCCCCCGCCCCUCAGCACAGCUGGCAAAGACUUUGUCAUCCUCUACAACCACUUCCGAACACUGGCUCCCUCGGCUCCAAUGGAAGACUUGUUUCUGGGGGUGUGGCAGUGAACCAGCCCAUGGGGGCUCCUGGACAGGGAGGUUCUUUUUAAAAGAAAAUUAUUUUAAUGACUAUAUUUAAAAACCUUUUUUAUUGCAAGAAUGUGAGGCAGUGACAACCACCCUCCCUUCCCCUCUCCCCACUUCCCAGUUCUCUUACCCUUCCUCAUCCCUGUCUGCUGGCUUAAGAGCCCAAAACUGAAAUGGGAAAUGUGUGGCAGAACCCUGAAAGAAUCAUCAUUCCAUCUCCCCCCUGGAGCUCUUUGUAACUCCUAAAAGAGGGUCUCCCCAGCUGUGGAAAGAACCAUAUGAUAUGCACAGUUGGAGGGUUUCCCUAACAGCUACUAUACCUGGAAAUCUGGGCCUACAUGAGGAAGUGUGCCCAAAUCCCCCUCUGUGGCUAAGCAGUGUUGUCAGUCAGAAUUCCUGGGUAUUAGCAUUCCAAAGAGCCAGCCAGACCACGAGGUGUCUCUGCUUAAUGCUUCUUUGCUGAGGCUAGGGCUGCAGAAAUGAAAGGACCUACAGCUGCCAGAGUACAAGGAGGCCACACUGCCUUUUGUACACUUAGCCACAGGAUCCCAUCUCCUCUUGAGGUGGUCACAUAGCCAGAGGUGACAGUUGUGCACCUGAGUAGUGCUGGCUCUUCUGAGGUGCUCAGUUGGCCAGUGAUAUCUCCUUGGGUGCCUUCCCUUCUGGCCUUCAGCAACCUCCAUCAGGUUGGGUGGGGCCCUCUUCCGGGGUAAAUGAUCACUGCUUGGGACAUAGUUUUCCAAAUCUGUGAGCCAUCCUUUUCCCCUGGAUCCUGCCCUGUCCCACCAGACAUACCCACAUGUACACAUCCACACCCAUCCUACCGCCUCAUCCCCACUUCCUGAUGUUUUCAAAGUUGGAAACCCAAGACUCGCUCCGUGGUUGGGAGAUCUCAAUUGAAAAUAGUUGCAUUCAGUGGUCCUUCUAUAGGCCUGGGGAGCAGCAUGGAGAGGGCUGAGUCUGCCCUCUCAGGAAGAGCUAUCAUGACCUGACCAUGUGAAGUUACUCCUUCCUUUGGGAGUUCCUCAUUAUGGCCUGUUUUUUUGAGGGUGGAGUGGUGGUCUUUUUAUGUUUAUCAUAUGGGUAUGUAAGCACCCUGAAAGAAUCAUCACUGUCCCUAAGUGGCUGGAGAGUUGUCCCCCAAGGCUUUGUGGGAACCAGAGAAACCAAGGCGUCCAGGAACUGGAGAGAAAGCCCCCACUGGGUCUUGAUUUGGGUCAGGGCAGGAAAGUUUGAAAGCAUGUGUCUUGAAGCAGGUUUUCAAAGUGAAAUUGGAAGUAGUGACUGAUGUGCCAAAGGUGAGAAGGAAAUUGGGAUCUUGGAGCCAAAGCUGAGUCAUAUCCUUCCUCUAGUAAUGACUUUCCUAGAUUCUUGGAUCUGUGCGUGUGUUGCUGAGAAUAGGCCAACCCAGGGAGGGAAUCCCCGAUAUAAGAGCUGGGUACAUUUGCUGCUUGGCCUGGCUCUUUACAGGGCCAGUAAUGAGGGAUGUGAGGGGAGAGGGAAGUUAUCUACAAGGGCUCACAGACUAGAAAGCUGGCCAGUCAGCAGCUCUGCAUAUCUGGAUUAUCUUCAGCAUCCCUGAUCAGCCUAAAAUUUGGGGGUAGAACCCUCAAUAGGAAAAGUGAGCUUGAGCCCCACAAGGCUAGAAAGACUGGGGUGACAGCUUUUAGACAGUACCCACACCAUGCUUCUUGAGGUCAGGAGUCAUUGGUCCAGUUUAGAUGGAGUAUUGAACCAGAGAUAAGAGAAAGGAGAGGACAGAGGAUGGCCCCUUAGGAACUAUGGGAUUUAAACUAGGGACAUCACUCUUCCCCCCCCCCCAACUGAAAGAUCUCCUGACCAUAAGGAAUCUCUAAAGAUGCCAGAACCCUUCUUUCUCCUUUCCCACACUCAGUUCUCAGGCUAGCUGAGGCUGCCACUAGUUUUAGGGAGGAAAGAAGAGGGAACACCAGGUGUCUGCUUGGGCUUCUGCACUAGAGGUCAUGUCCCAGGCUGACCCCCAACCCCCAUCCUCUACAGGGAGGGAGGGUCAUUAUUGAUAGGUUUUUCUUGUUGUUGCAGUUGUUGUCGGGGUAGGGGGUGGGGAUCAUGGGAGGGCAGAGGCCAGACUGGAAAGUGGGGAGCCCUCAGCUUUUGGGGUCAACUCCAGGGCCUGGAGCCUGUCCCCUAGGGAGGUGGUGGGCCCAAGUUUUCUCACAACUCCAGUUUUAAUAAAACCCAGUGAGCUGA